CUCGGCAGUUCCACUCAUGACACCUGCUGGGCAACAGUCGGGCUGCCGGGAAAACCGGAAGGGCCUGUACUACUGUUGACUAAGUUCAGAUUGGUCGUCCCAAGAAUACAGUAGCAGGCGGCAUUGGUCGUCAUUGCCGCUCAGCCGUCACUGUUGCGACGUUUUGAGGGUCGCAUUGGAUUAGUUGAGGAACGGAGCUUGCGCACCGGUAGAAGCAUUCCUUUGCAAGGGCCGGAAAUUAUACUAUGUUCGCUUUUCGCCCCGUAAGCGUGGCCAUGGCUCAUCGUUGGACUGCUGACGGAGUGGACUAAGAAAUCACAAACAAAAAAAACUAUCGUUUUCUGUGAAGCUCUUUUUUUUGUUUCCGCGGAAGACUCCGCCGAUGGUCCGGCUUCCCCCCGCGCAACCCAUUCCGCGGAAAAUGCGCGACUCGCGAUCCCUACGGCAUGUGGACGAGUUUGAAAGACUGGCGGCCGAAAACGACGCGGACAGCGUCGCCGGCCGUCGCACGGACGACGCCGGCGACGGCGACGGCGACCCCUCCUCGUCGCCGCCCGCGGCAUCUGCGACCGCGAGCGACGUUGAGGCGCCCGUGCGAAUUCGCACGGUGCAUUACGACGCGCGACGGGAGACGGAUUACGUGAUCGUGGUUCACGGCACGUUCGACGCGCCACCCGCGGACGGCACGCGCACGUGGUACCAGCCUCCCGCUCCGGGGGAGCAGAACUUCUGCGCCAAGAUGGGCGCGCUGCUGGCGCGCGGACCCAUCGGCGCGGGGAGCGUCUGGCGGGAGCUUCCGCCCGAGUUAGCGUCGCAAGGGGCAGGAACGCAGGGAGCUGAGUCGCAUGGCGUCGCCGAGUCGUCGUCAGGGACAGUGUCGCAGGUGGCAGAAUCGCAGGGAGGCGAGGGGUCGCACGUGGGGGAGUGGCAGCGCAUGGUGGGCGGCGACGUGCCUUACCCGUUCUUCUGGGACGGCAGCAACACGCACGAGGGACGUGUGAAGGCCGCUGAGAAGCUCGCCCGCUUGUUUGACCUGAUAGCGCGCAGCGACCCGUCAGCUCGCAUCCACGUUAUUUCCCACUCCCAUGGGGGCAACGUGCUGCUUAAAGCCACAGAGCUGUACAUGAAGAAGCUUCCUACCGAGUCUUUGAGCAGCCUGCACCCGGCGAUCAGGAAGCGCUUCUGGGCGGCGCACAGGCGCGGAUUCGAUAUGGUGAAAGUUUGGCGGCAGCCGGCUAGACCCUCUGGGUGGCAACGGCUCUUCCCUUCCCCCGUUGUCAUGAGGAGCAUGACGGGCGGCAAGGUCUCUCACGGCACCAAGGAACGCUACCCCUGGGGCCGCUACCACUGCCUGGACUCCCUCCUGGGCCUCCCCACCAAGCGGCAGCGCCUCUUCCUCGCCCACCGCCUCGCCACGAGCCCCCUGUCCAACGCGCUGGGCUCCCUCGUCUUCCUGGGCACGCCCUUCUACGUCAAGAAGUGGGAGCGCAACGGGAUACGGUGGCUGGUGGUGGGCACGGUGGCCAGCAUCGUGGUGACGCUGGUGGUGAUGUGGGGCUAUGCGAUGCUCGUCUCGUUUGCCAUCCGCAGUAUCGUCAGCCAUCAGACAGUGGACGCGCCCUACAUAGCGCCACUAAUCGCAUCGGCCCUCAUCCUGGUCUUUGCCACCAUCAGCGUCAGCAUCGAGCUCUCCCGCAGUGCAGCCUUCUACAGCGGCAACAUCUACCAUGCUCCGGACUUUGAUUGGUCGCCUGCCAUGUCAGCACUGGUCGUCCAUGCUGGCAAGCUUGAUGAGGCCAGCCUGGCACUCAGUUCCGAGCCUAUCGCCCGAGCCUACGUCUUUCCGCACCUAGCCAACAUGCUCAAGCUGCCCUUCUGGAAGAGCCUCCCCCAGCUGCCACCCAAAGGCGCCCUCGCAGUCGACUGGCUCCUUUUUUUCGCCACCUUCGGGCGGAUCCUUCUGUGGAACAUAAUUUUCAUCCUGCCAGCGAUUUUCAUCUCUCUGGCGUCCCAUGUGGUGGCGCCGAUGGUGAUAGGGGUGGUACGGAACGUGAUCGUGACCAUCAGCUUUGGCCUGGCUCAAAACGAGCUGAGCUUCGCCCAUGUCUUCAUGGAUGAGAUUCUGGACCUCGGACUUUCUUCCCAACACGUGGAGCACUGGAACGUGCAGAAACUUCUAGCGCUGGCCAAGACCCGGUCGCUGCAGGGGGAGCUGAUGGCAGGGUACGAGGAUGACACCUGCGACAUGGGGGAGGCUGUAUUCCAGGAGGGGUUGCUUGGGGAGGGGCUGAUUUUGGGGGAUGGGGAGAAGGAUGCGGGGAGGAAGGAAGAAGGGGUUAAGGGAGAAGAAGUUAAGGGGGAGGGGAGCGGGCAUGCAGUGCAGCAGAAGAAGGGAGGGUCGGCAGUGGGGGGAGAAGGGGUAGCAGGAAGCGGUGGUGGUAUGGCAGGAGUAGCAACACCAGAACGAAUGGCAGCAGCAGCAGCAGCAGCAUCAGCACCAGGAGCAGCAGCAGACGCACCAAUGGCACAACAGGCAUCAGCGACAGCAGGCACAGCUGGCGACACCCAAUCAAUUCCGGCAGCGUCUGCAGCAGCAGGGGUGGCGGUAGCAGGGGUGGCGGUAGCAGGUGCUGUAGGGACAGCAGCAGAAGAAGAGAAGGACAAGGAGAGCCGCUACCGGCCCAUUCUGGACCCGUCUUUGAGCGCCUCUGCUGGCCAAUGGCAGCGCAGCGCGAGCAGGCUGCGGAGGCGAGUUACGUUCAAGAGCGCGCGAACCCUCAGAGAUGACACCCACGGAGAUGACACGCACGGAGAUGUAACGCAUGGAGAUGUAACGCAUGGAGAUGUAACGCAUGGAGAUGUAACGCAUGGAGAUGUAACGCAUGGAGAUGGACCGCAUGGACAUGUAACUCCUGGAGAUGUAACGCCGGAUCGUCCUCUCCUCCCACCCGGCACAAGUCUGGGGUUCUCCUCUUCCAACCCCCCCCAUACGUGGGUGGAGGAUGGGGAAGGGGGCCGUGCCAAGCAGCCAGGAAUGGAAGGGGAAGAGGGGGGAGGAGCGAGGAACGGAGAAGAGGGACAGGGGGAGAAGCACGGCGAGGCUGGGACGUCAGGGGGUGUGGUGGGGAACAAGAAGCAUGGGGAGGAGAAGCUGUUGUAUGAUUAUUUAUGGGACGAUAACGAUCUGGAUGAGGCGGCCGCCAAGUGCCUCACUUACCAAUGCCUCGAGCCGGAGAUUAAAAAAAUGCAGCGGAACCCCCGGCUGACCCCGCAGCAGUUUGUUCGGCAGAUUAAGGAGCUCUGUGUGAUGAUCGAGGAUCGGUUUCGGGAGCUUACGGGAAAGUUUGACCUUAAUCACGGGGCGUACUUUAGAGAUCCCCGGAUUUUAGGGGUGGUUGCGCAUUUUUUGGAGUUUAGGGAGCUUCCAGAGUGGUCUAGAGCGAUUGAUACCGAUGUGUUGAGAGCAGAGACCCUGGUGCAUUCAGGUCUGGGCCGGGCUUGUGCCUUGUGAACCAGCAUUAAAUUAAUGAGUAUUGAAGUA
Closterium sp. NIES-67 is the source of this 3541-nucleotide messenger RNA. Lineage: Eukaryota; Viridiplantae; Streptophyta; Zygnematophyceae; Desmidiales; Closteriaceae. The record is from the annotation of a GenBank genome assembly.